ACCAUAAAGUUACCAAACGUCGUCAUGGACAUACAACCCCAAGCUGCAGUUGAAUAAUUUUACGGGGUAUCCGUCUAUCGACUUUUUCUGUCACAUUCGGUUUGUUUACGUUCGCUUGGACGCCGCUGAAAAUGGGCAAGAGUGAGAAAAAAUCUAAGAAAAGACACAAGGAAAAACGUAAGGAGUUUAAAGCGAAGCACAAAUCCUCCAAGUCCAAAUCAAAGAAGCACAGCCGACGGAAGCAGGAAUCUCCGCCUCCUGCUGCUCCUCCUCCGGCACCAGAACAGGCGGAGAGUAGCAGCGAGCAUGAUGACUUUGCCAUACCAAUAGCACUGAUGAACAGCAAAUCACACGCACCCGAAACGCCGGAGGAGUACCAGCGACGGCAGAGCCAAAUCCGUCGCGAGGUGGACCCCGUCACCGGGCGCACGCGCCUCAUCAAGGGCGACAGCGAGGUGCUGGAGGAAAUUGUGACCAAGGAGCGCCACGCGGAUAUUAACAAGAAGGCCACUCGUGGUGAUGGCGAAUAUUACGAGGCCCGAUCUCUGGAUGCCGCCAGGCGACGCAAGUGAAGACCAAGCAAUAACCAA
Molecule: messenger RNA, 590 nt
Organism: Drosophila serrata
Lineage: Eukaryota; Metazoa; Arthropoda; Insecta; Diptera; Drosophilidae
Product: ADP-ribosylation factor-like protein 6-interacting protein 4
Source: RefSeq, a predicted model, not a curated record